Molecule: messenger RNA, 231 nt
Organism: Vairimorpha ceranae
Lineage: Eukaryota; Fungi; Microsporidia; Nosematidae
Exons: 1
Coding region: 1-231 (76 amino acids)
Source: RefSeq, a predicted model, not a curated record
AUGGGAGUUAUUGAACAAGGUAUAAGUAGAAUAAUAAUUAAAAUAAUGACAGGCGGAAAAGUCCAAACUUUUGAUAAAUUAAUAUUAAAACGUGUUCUUGUAGGAACUUUAAUUUUGACAGCUGGACAUCCGCCUUAUCGCGUUGCAAUUAAUAUUUUUUUAUGCUUGCAUCAGGUAGUUAACCAAAGCAAAAGAUUUAAAAACCACUUAGUUUUAUUACAAAAGUAUUGA